AUGGGACGAGUGUUCAGCGUGGUGUCUGAUGCACUGUUGAUGCUGCGGAGCUGUCUGAUAAACCCUGCUGCCAGUGUUCACAGACUGGGCAAAAAACCCCUGCAGCCUGGAGAUAGGUGGGAACCUCUGAGCCCCCAGGGCCUCACUCUGAGCCAAGGAACUCCAGAGUGGGAGUCCAGGAGCCUGGAUCUUAUGGAGGCCUGGGUGCCCCAUGAUGUGGACAGCUGUGAGAAGUUGACUGAAUUGCAAGAGCGACUUCCUCACCAAGUACCUGAGCCUGAGCCAGGUGCUGCGGGACCUGCCCAGCGGCCCCUGUGCAUACCCGCUGGCGGCCGUGUCCAGUGCAUGAGCCUGCAGGACGAGCGCCAGCGCCGCAGCUUCCGGUGGAAGGAUGCCAGCGGCCCGCGAGAGCGCCUGGACGUGCACCAGCCCACGGCGCGACACUUCUGCCUGCGCUCCCUGCUGUCGGGGCAGAGCAGCACCCUGGCGGCCCAGCACUGCUGUUAGACGCACAGCCGGCUGCUGACGCGAGGCAAGGGCGCCGGCGCGCCUGACCUGGUCAGCACCGACUUCUCACCUGAGCUGCCCUUCAAGGUGGACACGCUGCCGUGGAUCCUGUGUAAGGGGGACUGGAGCCGCUACCACGCCUUGUGGCCCCCCAACAACGGCGGGGCCUGCGCUGACAACCCUCCGGAAGAGGAGUACCUGGCCCGGUUGCAGGAGGCCAAGGAGUAUGAAGCGCUGGGGCACUUGCUUGCAGGCCCAUCCUGCGCACACCUGGCCUCCCCGGAGUGUGGUGCCUCCGACCCCGGCCUGUGA
Messenger RNA from Condylura cristata (star-nosed mole), 819 nucleotides. RefSeq names its product isthmin 2 (gene ISM2). The record is from RefSeq and is a predicted model, not a curated record. Lineage: Eukaryota; Metazoa; Chordata; Mammalia; Eulipotyphla; Talpidae.